Messenger RNA from Carlito syrichta (Philippine tarsier), 772 nucleotides. RefSeq names its product small nuclear ribonucleoprotein polypeptide C (gene SNRPC). Gene Ontology annotation, biological process: mRNA splicing, via spliceosome; spliceosomal snRNP assembly; mRNA 5'-splice site recognition. NCBI's taxonomy places the organism in Eukaryota, Metazoa, Chordata, Mammalia, Primates, Tarsiidae. The transcript has 6 exons. The record is from RefSeq and is a predicted model, not a curated record. Gene Ontology annotation, molecular function: zinc ion binding; pre-mRNA 5'-splice site binding. Gene Ontology annotation, cellular component: U1 snRNP; nucleus. Bases 75 to 554 code for a protein of 159 amino acids.
GCGUCGUGGGCGCUUGCUAUGUGCGUCCUUUCCGGGCGUCGCGGAGUGGAGUGGCCAACGGCCUGCGCAGCAGCAUGCCUAAGUUUUAUUGUGACUACUGUGAUACGUACCUCACCCAUGACUCUCCAUCUGUGAGAAAGACACAUUGCAGUGGUAGGAAACACAAAGAGAAUGUGAAAGACUACUAUCAGAAAUGGAUGGAAGAGCAGGCUCAGAGCCUGAUUGACAAAACAACUGCUGCAUUUCAACAAGGAAAGAUACCUCCUACUCCAUUCUCUGCUCCGCCUCCUGCAGGAGCGAUGAUCCCACCUCCCCCUAGUCUUCCGGGUCCUCCUCGCCCUGGUAUGAUGCCAGCACCCCAUAUGGGGGGCCCUCCCAUGAUGCCAAUGAUGGGACCUCCUCCUCCUGGGAUGAUGCCAGUGGGACCUGCUCCUGGAAUGAGGCCACCCAUGGGAGGCCAUAUGCCAAUGAUGCCUGGACCCCCAAUGAUGAGACCUCCCGCCCGUCCCAUGAUGGUGCCCACUCGGCCUGGAAUGACUCGACCAGACAGAUAAGGAUAGGGGGAGGACUCUUUUAUCAGUUUUAUAGUACUUGUUCUACUUCACCAGGGGAUCAUGGUGCUGUGACUGAGUGUUUUCUUGAUAGCAUGUAAGAAAGACUUGCUCCCCCUUCCUAUCAGAGAAUAGUUUUGGAGAGGAAAAGGACAAAAAAGUACAGUUUUCAUUUGUAUUGUGAAAUAUAAAAAUAAAAUUGUCAACUCUUUUAGUUAAAA